Bufo bufo (common toad) is the source of this 1188-nucleotide messenger RNA. It is a transcript of the gene PRMT8, whose product is annotated as protein arginine methyltransferase 8. The record is from RefSeq and is a predicted model, not a curated record. Gene Ontology annotation, cellular component: plasma membrane. Gene Ontology annotation, biological process: peptidyl-arginine methylation. Gene Ontology annotation, molecular function: protein-arginine N-methyltransferase activity. The coding region runs from base 1 to 1188 and encodes 395 amino acids. The transcript is spliced from 10 exons. NCBI's taxonomy places the organism in Eukaryota, Metazoa, Chordata, Amphibia, Anura, Bufonidae.
AUGGGAAUUAAGCACUCCUCCCGCUGCUUGCUCCUGAGGAGGAAGAUGGCUGAAGCAGAGAAUGUGGAGGUUUGUGGUGGACCUUCCCAACCGGUUCAGCCAGUGGUACAUCCAAAGCCUGUACAGCCCAUUCAACAUGUGAUACACACCCCGAUUCAACCUAGUUGCGCUGGCAGAGGUAAAAUGGCCAAACUGCUAAAUCCAGAAGAAAUGACCUCAAGAGAUUACUACUUUGAUUCCUAUGCUCAUUUUGGAAUUCAUGAGGAAAUGUUGAAAGAUGAAAUUCGCACAUUGACGUACAGAAACUCCAUGUAUCACAAUAAACAUGUGUUUAAGGAUAAAAUUGUCUUGGAUGUUGGUAGUGGGACUGGAAUUCUCUCCAUGUUCGCAGCAAAGGCUGGAGCAAAGAAAGUAUACGGGAUUGAAUGUUCCAGCGUUUCUGACUAUUCUGAAAAAAUUAUCAAGGCCAACCAUCUGGACAAUAUAAUUACAAUAUUUAGGGGUAAAGUUGAAGAGGUGGAGUUACCGGUAGAUAAAGUGGACAUUAUCAUCACGGAAUGGAUGGGAUAUUGUCUCUUCUAUGAAUCCAUGCUCAACACUGUCAUCUUUGCCAGGGAUAAAUGGCUGAAACCUGGAGGGCUCAUGUUUCCUGACCGAGCGGCUUUGUAUGUCGUCGCAAUUGAAGACAGACAAUAUAAGGACUUCAAGAUUCACUGGUGGGAAAACGUGUAUGGAUUUGACAUGACGUGUAUCAGGGAUGUUGCCAUAAGGGAGCCGCUGGUGGACAUUGUAGAUCCAAAGCAAGUGGUGACCAAUUCCUGUUUGAUAAAGGAAAUCGAUAUCUAUACCGUGAAGAUUGAAGAACUAGCCUUUACGUCAGCCUUCUGCCUACAAGUACAGCGGAAUGAUUACAUUCACGCCUUGGUCACCUACUUCAACAUCGAGUUUACUAAGUGCCACAAGAAGACUGGAUUUUCUACAGCUCCAGAUGCUCCAUAUACACACUGGAAGCAAACUGUCUUCUACUUGGAAGAUUACCUAACUGUACGGAGAGGAGAAGAACUAUAUGGUACUAUAUCUAUGAAACCUAAUGCUAACAACAUUCGUGAUCUCGAUUUCACUGUAGAACUGGAUUUCAAAGGCCAGCUAUGUGAAGCUUCAAUAUCUCAUGAUUAUAAAAUGCGUUAG